Lotus japonicus is the source of this 849-nucleotide messenger RNA. RefSeq lists its product as uncharacterized. NCBI's taxonomy places the organism in Eukaryota, Viridiplantae, Streptophyta, Magnoliopsida, Fabales, Fabaceae. The transcript is spliced from 7 exons. The coding region runs from base 1 to 849 and encodes 282 amino acids. The record is from RefSeq and is a predicted model, not a curated record.
AUGGCAAUCGACGAUCUCUCAACCAUCGAUGCCUCUAAAGAGAACUGGUGUAUUGUCGCAAAGGUGAACCGGUUGUGGCUUAGUCCAAGCCUAUAUGGAUCCAAGCUUCCAUUUUCCAUGGACAUGAUACUCAUGGAUGAGAAGGGUUGUAAAAUACAUGCUUCCGUUCGGAAGACUCUGAUAUACCGAUUCCAAUCUUUACUAAGUGAGGGUCGUGUAUAUCAGAUUUCGUUCUUCGGCGUUGGAGAAAGCGGUCGUGAUUUCCGACCGACCUCGCAUCCUUUCAAAAUUAACUUUGAUAUUCAUACAUCUGUGCGCUUGGUUCCCAACAAGACCAUUGACUUGAGCCCGUACAAUUUUGUACCAAUAUCUGAUAUAAUGUUCAAGGAUCUUGAUACGUCUUUUUUGAUAGAAUUCGAAAAAGAUGGUGGGAAGCAAAAAAGAAUUACGAUUGAACUUGAUCAAGAUGGGGCUCGGGUUGAAUGCGCCUUUUUUGGAAAGUAUGUCGAUGAGGUCGUUGGUUACCUUGGAUCUGCUGAUGCAACCAAUGUCGUUGUUGUUGUGAGUUGUGUCAAAGUCAAGCCCUUUAAAGGUAAGACAAGUCUCCAAAAUGUUUACGGAGCUACCAAGGUGAUUUUUAAUCCUCUCAUAGAAGAAGCUGCCCCCCUCCGAACUAGGUUUUUGGAAUCACAUGAUAGUGCAGUGCAUGUCAUUAGUCCGCUGCAAGAUUCUGCAAGAAAAACUGCCCCUGAAGAUGAUUUUUUAAAGCAGAAUGAUGGGAAAACCAUUGAGCAACUAAAAGAUCUUGCAGAGCAAAAAAGGAUAUCAAGCAAGUUAUUGAUCAUCUAA